AAGCUGGCACCAUCUUUCCGAAAUGCCAAAGAAAUGUUUGAGCGGAUCGAAACCCUCAUGCCACAGGGGCCACCUUGGAUGAGUGAGAAGUUUGUCCUUCCGGAUGCUCCCAAUGAGCCGCAAACGCUGUGGUAUCGAGAUAUCGUUGAAUGCGCUGCCUUUCUAUAUGGAAAUCCAGCCAUUCAAGACUGUAUGAACUAUGAAGGGCUUCGAGUUUUUGAACCCGAUGGGAAAACUAGGGUAUAUCAUGAAUUUAUGACUGGCGAAAUAAUGGCAAACUUACAGGUCAUACCAACUGGAGCGAGCCCGAUUGGUAUAAUAUUUGCAUCAGAUGAGACGCACUUAACAAACUUUUCGGGGAACAAGACUGCACAUGCUGUGUAUAUGAGCAUUGCGAACAUUGACAAGGCAUCACGAAAGAAGUACAGCCAAGGCACCUGGAUACCGAUAGCAAAGAUCCCAGUGUCCAAGUUUGCGAAGACCCAGUUCCAGACCAAGACAGAGCAGGAACGAAUGCCUGGGCUCCUCCAAAGCAUAUCGUUCCACAAGUGCAUGAAGGUCAUUCUCAGGCCAUUAUGUGAUCCAGUGUCACAUUGGCAUGGGCAAAUCAUGGCCGAUCCCCAUGGGAACCUCCGCAGAUGUCUUUGCUUCCUGGUCGCAUGGAUAGCAGAUCUGAAGGAGCAGUGUCUUAUUGCAGGCGUAGCCAGCAAUUCAUGUCCCAAAUGCUUUUCUGACAGUACUGAAUUCGAAUGUGCCGAAGCCAGUGACCGGAGAACAGGUCAGUCAACA
This is a messenger RNA of Cantharellus anzutake, 789 nucleotides long. RefSeq lists its product as uncharacterized. Lineage: Eukaryota; Fungi; Basidiomycota; Agaricomycetes; Cantharellales; Hydnaceae. The transcript has 2 exons. The record is from RefSeq and is a predicted model, not a curated record. The annotation marks the transcript as partial.